Osmia bicornis bicornis is the source of this 2043-nucleotide messenger RNA. RefSeq lists its product as uncharacterized. Bases 1 to 2043 code for a protein of 680 amino acids. The record is from RefSeq and is a predicted model, not a curated record. Lineage: Eukaryota; Metazoa; Arthropoda; Insecta; Hymenoptera; Megachilidae. The transcript has 6 exons.
AUGGAGUUAAUUAUCAAAGCGAAGGCGCAGAUCAGCCGGGUGGAAGCGCUUCGCAAGAUCAUGGACACAAUGCCAGAAAUGCUCGACGAGACGUCCAUCGACGAAAUCAACUCCAUCGGAGAACAAGUCGAUAACAUCGACAAGAUGUUCCAAACGGAACAUUCCUACCUGGCGGUAACCUGGCCCACGGGUCAGCACUCUCACCCCUAUCUUGCUCAUGAUUAUUACGACUUGGAGAUGGGCGUAGUUGUUGAGCUCUUCUCGACGUCGCCAGUGCAGCACAAAAAUGGUACGGCCUACCACAACGUGGCGGCCAAUCUGCGCGACUACAACACGUCGCUACGCGCCCUCGCAACGCCAGAAGAACUCUGGAACUGCACUCUUGUGCAUGUAAUGUCGCGUAGUCUUGACAAGACUACGCGCGAAGCCUGGGAAACCAGCUUGGGAACGACAACGGAGUUCCCCAGGCCUGAAAAACUUGAAGAGUUCCUUACAACAAAGGCUAGAGCUCUUGAAAGAGCGGCAGCUCAAGCAGAAGCUCAGGCUAAGGCCAAGACUAGAAGUCAACGACCUGCGCUUUCUGCAACCCAGCUCCAGAGAGGCGACGUCUCGUCGACAAAAUCUCACUUUGUCGAAACUGCUGCGGCCGACACACAACAGCAAACUGCAAGUGCAGUCGUCGCACAACAAUCUCAAGCUCAACGGGUCAACGAUCUAACUCAACCGCCAACACGCGAUCAACGAUCGUGCUCACUUGCAACGCAAGCUGAACUAACGCUGUUAGCAACAGCAAAUGCACAAGUCAUCACAUCAUCUGCAACCCACAACGCAAGGCUGCUCGUCGACUACGGAUCGGAGCUCAGCUUUGUCGCUGAAAAUCUCGUCGAACAGCUGGGACUUGAUGGCAAAAAAUCAACACAAACUCGAGUUUUGAUACAAAUUCAUAUAUUACGAACUUUAACUGCAACAUUGCCAUCUUCUAAGACACCCAAGGAAGAAUGGCCACAUCUCAACCGUCUCAAGUUGGCAGAUCCUAAUUUCUACAAACCAAGAACAAUCGACAUUAUCAUCUGUGCCGACAAUUACGGACGGAUCAUUAAACCAAAUUUAGUUAAAGGUUCGCCAUCAAUGCCAGUCGCUCAGCUUUCUAUAUUCGGAUGGCUCGUUAUUGGACCAGCAAGCACACGUCAAGCUCGUGCUUAUUCAUCAUUCAAUGCAUCGGUCUCUCAAGACAGCGACGCUGCUUUGAGAGAAUUGCUGGCGAAAUUCUGGAUUCAAGAGGAGCCUCCAACGGAAACAACAUCUCAACUCGCACCUGAAGAACAAGAGUGUGAAAAUCACUUUCUUGCAACGCAUGGACGUGAUUCUACUGGGCGAUACGUGAGUACUGCUCGUUCCUGCCUGCGACGCACGCUUAACAAGCUCAGCAGGAAUCCUGAGUACCGUGAACAAUACCAACGGUUCAUGAAAGAAUACGAGGACCUCGGUCACAUGAAGACGGCUUCUUCAAUCUCGCCCAACGACACAUCAAUCUAUUAUCUUCCUCAUCGCGGAGUUUUCAAGCCUGACAGCGAAACAACAAAGCUGCGGGUUGUCUUCAAUGGCUCAAGUCCAACAACAACUGGAAUUUCUGUCAACGACAUCAUGCACACUGGUGCGAAUCUUCUGCUCAAUAUCAACGACGAUUUGCUGUGGAUUCGUCAUCACAACUGCAUCUUAGCCACGGACAUCACAAAGAUGUACCGUCAAGUACGAAUACAUGAAGACGACUGGAAUCUCCAACGGAUACUGUGGAUUGAUGAGGAAUCUAACGAAGUCCCAUACACACUAACAACGGUCACCUACGGUACCAAGGCUGCACCAUUUCUUGCAGUCAGAGCCCUGUUGCAACUUGCAGAGGACGAGGGUCAACGCUACCCACUGGCUGUACCAUCAAUCAAAUAUGCAAGGUAUGUCGACGACAUAUUUGGUGGUGUAGAUUCUCUUGAUUCGUUAAUUGAAAUUGCUUCACAAUUAACUGACUUGUGCAACGCGGGCGGUUAA